GGAAACAGGAAGGGCUUCAUGGGAAAGGAUCAGUAACAGUUUUGUAGGAGAACGGCCCCUCCCUUUCUUUUGCUUUUGUUUUCUGAGCAAGUAAAGUUCUGCAGGAACAAGACCCAAUUUCUUCCAGAAGAUAAUGUUUUGCGAAGACAAAGAAAUCGGGAGAUAAAAUGACAGCUCGAGAGUUCUUCUGUUAAACAAGAGUUCCUGAACAAGGAGAGGAAACCCAACUUCCUCCGCAGAGUGUCAGAAGCAAGCAGCUGAGUGUCGGCUGGUUUUUAGCAAAGCAGCAACCAUGUCAUUCCGGUGGAGCAUCGCUGUGUUUUGCUUUCUCACUCUAUUUGACGCAGCCAGAACUUCCAGUGGUAGCUUUAGGCAACUGCCUAGUUCAAGAAUUAAUCCUGGAUUUCCUGUCCCCAUCAACACCAACGACCCAGGUGUUCGGAAAGCAGCCAGGGAUGGUGUUUACAAAUACAACAAUAGCUCCAAUGACAUCUUUCUGUUCAAAGAAUCUUGUAUAAACAAAGCCAUGGUGCAGGUUGUGAGGGGGCUGAAAUACAACCUUCAUGUCGAUAUCGCCCGGACAGUAUGCACCAAAAGGGAACACCCCAGCUUGGACCGAUGCCACUUUCAGAAGCAGAAGAAACUGAGACAAAAAUUCAGAUGUUAUUUUGAAGUCUGGCUUACUCCUUGGCUGCAGAAAACUGAGGUAUUAGUCUCCCAUUGUCAAUGAUGUCUCCUCAAAGAUGGCUAAGAGUUCUACCAGUGUCUUCUUUGCCCUGUGACAAAACUGUCAAUAAAGAAAAUGGACUGAAAA
Heteronotia binoei (common prickly gecko) is the source of this 814-nucleotide messenger RNA. It is a transcript of the gene CST7, whose product is annotated as cystatin F. The record is from RefSeq and is a predicted model, not a curated record. Gene Ontology annotation, biological process: immune response; positive regulation of myelination; negative regulation of microglial cell activation. Gene Ontology annotation, cellular component: late endosome; endoplasmic reticulum; lysosome. Gene Ontology annotation, molecular function: cysteine-type endopeptidase inhibitor activity. Lineage: Eukaryota; Metazoa; Chordata; Lepidosauria; Squamata; Gekkonidae. The transcript is spliced from 5 exons. The coding region runs from base 293 to 730 and encodes 145 amino acids.